Messenger RNA from Lycium barbarum (goji berry), 2087 nucleotides. Its product is annotated as probable 20S rRNA accumulation protein 4. The record is from RefSeq and is a predicted model, not a curated record. Bases 726 to 1823 code for a protein of 365 amino acids. The transcript has 8 exons. NCBI's taxonomy places the organism in Eukaryota, Viridiplantae, Streptophyta, Magnoliopsida, Solanales, Solanaceae. Gene Ontology annotation, cellular component: cytoplasm.
AUCUGGUUUGUUUCCUACUUUUGUGUUCAAAUGUUUGUCUUUGCUGAUUCCAUUUUUGUUACUUUGAUGCAAACAUGAGGAAAAAAGAACACAACCCAUGAAUUGGUAGCAUAUAUGUAAUGAUUUCUCAUAUAAAAGGAACAAAGAGAUGUUUUGAGUAUAUUGGAGUUUGUUUUACUGUGGCUGUAUUGUUGUACUAGUUGAAUUUUUUUUAACUUAUUAACGAAUUAGCAUAGGGUUGUUUAGUUGAGGUGUUCAGAAAGUGAAACUUUCUACCAUUCAAGAACUUGUUUUUAUGUGGGUAAUUGCUAUUUAGCUAUUGUGUUACUGAAAAGCAUAUGUAUCUGGUUUGUUUUUUAUUUUUUGUAUUCGAAUGUUUGUCUUUGCUGCUUCCUUUUUUGUUAUUUGAUGCAAACAUGAGGAAAAGGAAAACAACCCAUGAAUUGGUAGCAUAUCUAUAUUGAUUUCUCAUAUAAAAGGGAUAAAAAGAUGUUUUGAGUAUGUUGGAAUUUGUUUUACUCUGGUUGUACUGUUGUACUACUUGAAAAAUUUAAAGUUGAGGUACAACAACAACAACAACAACAACAACAUACCAGUGAAAUCCCACAAUGUGAGGUCUGGGGAGGGUAAAGUGUACGCAGACCAUACCCCUAUCUCGGAAGACAGGGAGGCUGUUUCUGAAAGACCCUCGGCUCAAGAGAAAUCACAACGAGAAAGAAAAUAAGAUGGGGGGAGUGUUUCUAGGCAUGCCAGCAGCAUGGGCAGGUCAUAUGCAUGAAGCUGCCGACCACUAUACAACAAAAAUUGGUGGACUUCCUGAUUGGCCUAUUCCUCUUCCUUCAACAAGUGUUGAUCUUUUAAAAUGCAGUGCUUGUAAGAGCGAUUUGUGCCUUCUUGCACAGGUUUAUGCCCCAAUUUCAAAGAAAAGUUUGAACAUCGAAGAGCGUGUAAUCUAUGUUUUUGGCUGUUUGAUGCCAGAAUGUGGCAGAACUACUGACAGCUGGAGAGCUAUUAGAAUCCAAAAGGCUGUAAAUACUGAAGGUUUAAAGAGUCAAUCUUAUAAGGCUGUCGCCUCACCUGCAUCAGAUUCAAAGAAAGAAUGGAAGAAGGAUAUAUGGUCAUUGGACUCUUUGGAAGAGGAUGAUGAUGACGAUGACGAUGACGAUAACAUAGACCUUGCUGAGUUGGGUAGAGCACUUUCCGAAGCUGCAAGCAUGGCUUCUCACUCCAAGAAACAAAACCAUGGUCGUGAAUUAACUCCCAAAACUUCAUCCCCUGUCUGUGCAGCCCGAGUAGUUGAUAAGAGAUUACCAGUGAUUCCUUGCUUCUAUAUAUAUGCUGAGGAAGAGAAAUUUUCUAAGAAGGAUACUUCUGUCUGUUCAAAACACAUCCCAUCACCAAUCAAGGACCAUGAAAAUGAUCCUGAGACUCGAGAAGAAACAUGGGAGGUGGAAGAUUAUGAAUACGACAAGGCAUUGAAUGCUGACAGGGUUUACCUUAAGUUCAAAAAGCGAGUAGAUGCAUAUCCAGAACAAUGUUUCAGAUACUCAUAUGGGGGAAAGCCGCUUCUGGCUUCUGGAGAUGCUGGUGAUCCAGGGACGUGCAGGCUCUGUGGUGCAGCACGUCAUUAUGAAAUGCAGCUGAUGCCCCCAUUAUUAUAUUUUCUGCAGGAAGCAGUCAGCGAGAAAGAAAAACAUGCUUUGGAUAACUGGAAUUGGAUGACUUUAAUAGUCUUUACUUGCUCGCAGAACUGUUCAAAGGAUAACUCUAGCGACGAGGGCUGGAUUGUGGCUGAGGAAGCUGUUGUCGUACAAUAUGAAUAGCAUCGAUUAAAUAACCUAUGUUAUUUCGUAAGAUUUCGUGAUCUUAUGGUUUAUUUUCGUCAUUUUUUUUUAAUUUUUUUUUUCUUUUGAAGUAGAUUAGUAGCAGGGUUUGCAGUGAAUUGAGUCAAGGGUAGCUUUCUUUUUGCUUACAUUAUUUUUCGAGUUUGUUAUUGCUUAAAUGCUUGGUAUUAGUUAGUUAUGUCAUAUAAUUGAGAUGUAAAUUGUCAAAUGUGCCCAAUAUAUAUUCGGUAGGCAAUACAAUUA